AUUCUGGAUCUAAGGCUCAUGAUGCAGUGGGAUUCAAUAAGCUGGUAGGUGCUGCCCAACGCGAGGUUUUCAGCUCCAGUCUACAACGAAUGAGCACGGAAAUAUACCGCAGCAUCCUCAUUCAUUUGAAGUGUUUACGCUCAGAUCAUAAAGGCAUCACCCCCACUGAUAACCUGCAGCAGCUGGAGGACAAGGUCAGCUCAGACAGCAGCUCGGAGCCUGUUAAAACCUGAGCCACACACAGGUUUAUUCUCAGCCUUGGCCAGGAACAAAGGAGCAGCAACAAGGCUUUUCCCCACAAUCCUCUAGUGCUCCCUCCCAGCUGGCCGAGCCUGACGGGUGUGCUGACACUAACUGGAUCUGAGUGCUCUCUUUUUCCACCGUGCAGGGUCUGGCUGUGUGGAGGAAGUGGGGGCUAAUUAAUGAGCUGUGAGUAUGAGGCCUCACUGCUGACAGCCAGUGGAGACAGGAUUAAUAGUCCGGUCAUCUGGCUUGAUGUGCGUGCCUCCAGGCUGCCCCUUGACGAGAGUCCACUGCGGAAUCCACCACGGCGGCCGCCGAGAGACCAGCAGAGAUGCCCACCGAGACUCUACAGGCAGAUAGCAAGCCCGCCGGUCAGGGUGGGGCCUUUGCCUCCGCUGUCCCACUCCGCAUCCUCAACAAGGGGCCUGACUAUUUCCGCCGGCAGACCGAGCCCAACCCAAAGAGGUUGAGCGCCGUGGAGCGGCUCGAGGCCGACAAGGCUAAGUACGUGAAGAGCCAGGAGGUCAUCAACGCUAAGCAGGAACCCAUAAAGCCACAGGUACUGGCCAAGCCCCCUGUCUGCCCACUUCCCGUCAAGAGAAGUGGCGGUGUGGGAUGUGGCUUGAAAGCCUCCAACAAUAAUGCCAAGUCGGACACCUGCGCAACCACCACCAAACGGGAGAAUCUCAACCUGGAGAUCCUGAAGAACAUCUUGAACAGCUCCUCCUCAUCCGAGGGGCCCAUCAAGGGGACGUCGCACAAAGUUGGGGCACGUAGCUGGGCGCCGCAUCGCUCAUCUGAGCUGUUGGAACCUGGAUGUCGUUCCUUUGCUGACUCGCUCAAGGUACCACCUACCACGCAAGGUCGACACAGUCCACAGGGAGGCAACUUGAACCUGAGUCGCAGGCUGCUGGAGGAGAGGUCGUGCGAGGCUGAUGGCGAGCGUUCGCCACUGCACGCCUCCCUCAGCUCCUCAGACAUUCGGCGCAUGUGCAAUGGGAAGCCACUGAGAGCGGCCCGCAGCAGCAGCUCUUCCGCACCACCACUGCCGCCCAAGCCUAGCGCCAAGGCCUUGGCUGCAUGUGACAAUGCUCCCUGCUCCUCUGAAAGAGAGACACUAUCUAGCACUGCUACAGAGCUGGAGUUGGGCAGUUCUGUGGCCCGCAGGCCCUCUCUUCAUCGCUCCAAGUCAGACCUGAGUGACCGCUAUGCUCGGGCUGGUGCAGACGUGGAGCGCUUCUUCAACUAUUGUGGGCUAGAUCCAGAGGAGCUGGAGAGCGUAGGUGUGGAAAGCUUCACCCGAGCGAACUCUGACAUUGUGUCGCUCAACUUCCGUAGUGCCAGCAUGAUCAGCUCAGACUGUGAGCAGUCACGGCAUAGCAACGAUGACCUGACCGAUGAAGAAGACGAUGCUGGGGAGCGUGUUCCCUAUGGAAUUUCUGCCGUUGAACGGAAUGCCCGGGUCAUUAAGUGGCUCUACAGCAUCAAGCAGGCACGGGACUCUCAGAAAGUCUCCCAUGUCUAAAAGAGGGAACCCCAGCUUGGUGUGGACUUGAUACCUGCUUUUUUUUGUCUUUGAAAUCUCGAAAGAUUACAUGGGAAAGCAUUUUGAGUUGACGGCGCUUUUUAGUCACUUUUUGCAUUCAGUGUUUGCUGUCUUCUGAAUCUGCAGAA
Molecule: messenger RNA, 1917 nt
Organism: Cyprinus carpio (common carp)
Lineage: Eukaryota; Metazoa; Chordata; Actinopteri; Cypriniformes; Cyprinidae
Product: protein FAM110B-like
Source: RefSeq, a predicted model, not a curated record